GUUGUAUUUGUGUUUUAGAAAAAAGCAAAGGAAAGUUCCUUUCAGCUCCCGUACACGGACACACUAGAACGAGGAAGUAGCUCUUUUUUUUAGGGGCGGUGUCAGCUGAGCAGAACCUCCCUCUUCUUCCUAACAGACUCUUGAAGGAAGCUGUCUGAAUACACAAUGGCAUCAUCAGCCGCUCUGUCCAAGGCCAACACCAGCUUCUGUCUGGAUCUGUUCAAGAAGCUGAGUGACAACGACAAGGCAGCAAAUGUCUUCUACUCUCCAUUUAGCAUCUCCUCAGCCCUGGCUAUGGUGAUGCUGGGGGCCAGAGGCAACACACACACACAGAUGUCAGAGAGCCUGAAGACCAAGCACUGUCAGGACAACGUCCACGCUGACUUCAGUAAACUGCUGAACGCACUCAACAAGGCAGAUGCUCCGUACUCCCUCAGUGUUGCCAACAGACUGUACGGGGAGCAGUCCUACCAGUUUGUCGAGGAUUUUUUGGGAGAAACCAGGAAGCACUACAAUGCAGAGCUGGAGUCUGUGGACUUCAAAACCAGCCAUGAAGCAGCAAGACUUAACAUCAACAACUGGGUGGAGAAGCAGACUCAAGGUAAAAUUCCGGAUGUGCUGGCCCAGGGUGUGGUGGACAACAUGACCAGGCUGGUAUUGGUGAAUGCCAUCUACUUCAAAGGCAGCUGGAACGAGCAGUUUAAGGAGAGUGACACAGUUGAUGCUCAGUUCAGAAUCAACAAGAAAGAGAGGAAGCCAGUGAAGAUGAUGUAUCAGGAAACCGAGUUCCCUUUGAUCUUCAUCUCUGAAGUCAACUGUCAGGUCUUGGAGAUUCCUUACAAAGGGGAGGAGCUCAGCAUGCUCAUAUUUCUCCCAAAGGAUAUAGACGAUAGUUCAACUGGUCUGGAGAAGCUGGAGGAGAAGCUGACCUAUGAGAACUUUGUGAAGUGGACUCGUCGAGACAAGAUGGAUAAUCAAGAGGUUGAACUGGGCCUGCCUCGGUUCAAGAUGGAGGAGAGUUAUGACAUGAAGGAUGUCCUGAUCAGCAUGGGCAUGGUGGAUGCCUUCGAUAUGGCAAUGAGUGACUUCUCAGGUAUGUCUCCUUCCAAAGACCUGGUGCUGUCAAAGGUCGUCCACAAGGCUUUUGUUGAGUUCAAUGAGGUGGGAACCGAGGCUGCUGCUGCUACUGCUUUAGUCAUGACGCUACUGUGUGCUCGAUUCCCGAUUCCAGUCAGAUUCAUUGCAGACCAUCCCUUCCUCUUCUUUAUCCGAUAUAACCCCACAAUGAGCGUUCUGUUUGCUGGCCGCUUCUGCUCCCCUCAGUGAGCACUACAUUGUUGAGCGUUUGAGAGACACUGCUCUAGAAUUUGAUCCCAUCCAAAGUUUUUCUUUUUUUCUUUGGCUCUCGUCUGCCUCACUUCUCACAUGAGUCAUUGUGUUUAUCCUGAACACAAGCUCUCUGCUCUGCUUUUCUAUUGCACCCAAUCCGAUCUUGUUCAGAGUUUGGACACUUUAUCCCUUUAAUACACAUUUGGCCGUCUUUGCUGCAGCAUCUAUAACACUACAAUCUAAUUUGUUAUCCUGUACCUUACACUCUUUUGAAGACUUUGCCUUUAUCACAUUUGUCAUGCCUUUUUAAGCUGGCAGCACAUAGGUCAGCUGUUCCUGUAUACCAGGUAAACAUAUGAUGGGUGAAAGAAUCUCUAUAUAACAUGCAAUAUCUUUAUAUUAUAUAUUCAGCAAACCAAAGAGAAUAUUGUGAGUAAAGUAUAUUUGCAGAUAGUUCCAUGCUUGGUGGUUAUAUGUAAUUGCACUUCUAUACAUAUAAUGACUAUUCAUAAAAAAUAGUUUAUAUUCAGUUUUGACCAGUUAUGUUUCUGUAUCCUGAUGCUUUUACACAUGGAAUAAAAGUGUGUGAUCCCUUAA
Messenger RNA from Pleuronectes platessa (European plaice), 1926 nucleotides. Its product is annotated as leukocyte elastase inhibitor. NCBI's taxonomy places the organism in Eukaryota, Metazoa, Chordata, Actinopteri, Pleuronectiformes, Pleuronectidae. Gene Ontology annotation, biological process: negative regulation of endopeptidase activity. The coding region runs from base 166 to 1326 and encodes 386 amino acids. The record is from RefSeq and is a predicted model, not a curated record. Gene Ontology annotation, molecular function: serine-type endopeptidase inhibitor activity. The transcript has 9 exons.